ACAAUUGACCUGUUAAACCACUUGAACGGUUAUUGUUUAUUUAGGAUAAAUGUUAAUGUUUUUGAAGUACAAUAAGUACUCUAUGACAAUGAAUAUAAAUAUUAUUUAUUUCCUGAAUGUUAUAUUACGAACGUGGUUUCUAUGGGUCAGAGAUAUGUAAUGAAAUAAGAAUUGUAGAGAAAAGAAAAAUAGACAAUGGCGAUACUAAAGUGGCGUGUGUUUAGUUAGGAUGAGUAUAAAUUAACUUUCGUGUUUCUAAUUUUGUCUUACACGUUGUUGAAGUACACACGACAUGUGCAUAAAUAUACUCGAUUGGCUUACUUUUUCUUGCGAUAUUUGUGUUUUUGAAGCAAAGCUUUCCAACAUCCAAGAAAAAAUUGGAGCUUUAUAUCCUCUCACGAAAAACUGACAAACGAUACCGAUUUGGUUCAAGUGUCGAGAUGAAAAUUUUAAAUUAAAUACUCAUGGCUUGUAAAAUAUGUUUUCUAAAAUGUGUAUGAGUUAUUUUGAUGAUAGUUUAGGAUGUUACUUGCCGAUAAAAGUAGUUGGAUGAAGGAAACUGUAAGGUUAAGUGCAGAUUUAAAGUGGAUUUUCGGUCCAGUUACUGCGAGGAGACAAAAAUGAGAAGUGCAAUGCUCGAGAAGUAACUAUGGAAAUAAGUACCUAAUAGCGGGAAUCGCAUUUGAACUGUCACGACGGUUUUUCAAGAUCCUGCCUUGGAAUUAAAAGAAAGGUUAAUGCAUGAUAAAGGGAUGGUAAAGUAAGGACAUGAGCCAAAACAUUGCAGGGAUGGCGCCCUUUGUCAGUAUGCCAAGGGGAAGAAAUCACAUGUAUUUCCAAGGGCCAGGAGGUGAUGCACAACACUUACAACGGGGCCCAUGCUUUCAUGAUGAUCGUAGUGAUAAACUCCUUGGGAGUUCCUGUGGGAUGCCGCUGGGUGGCAUGGUCACCGAGUUCAAGCCACCCAUCGCUGCCAUGCCGGACCCUCCUCCCCCCACCAAGAAGAAACGGAGGACGUCGAACGCAGCCACGGCCCCUGCCCCGCCUCCGCCCCCCAUGCAGGACCUGCUGCCCCCUCCUCUCACCGGUUAUGGCGACACGAUUGUAGCGUCAAACCCAUUUGACGAUUCACCUCCACAAGUUUCAAUGAGCCAUGCGCAUCACAUGCACUUGAAUCACCAUCACCACCACCAUCACCACCAUCACCAUGCACACCACAUGGGUGGCAUGAGCCCUCUGGGGGGCAUGGGUGGUCCUUCUGGGCCCCUAGGCCCCAUGGGAGGCCCAGCCGGCCCCAUGGGUGCUCCAUCUGGUCCCAUGAAUGCCUUAGGCGGCCCAACGAACUCUCUGAAUGCCAUGGGAGGGCCGCCCGUGUCUCUGAACUCUAUGGGAGGUCCACCUGGUUCGAUGAACACCAUGGGUGGGUCAUCCAUGAACAACAUCCCACCCAUGGGAAGUCCUAUGAACAGCUGUCCUCCGAUGGGCAGUCCCAUGGGUGGGCACAUGAACUCUGGAGGACCGAUGGGAAGUCCCAUGAACAACAUGGGUGGGUCGAUGAUGAACAGCGGGCCUAUGGGAAGUCCCAUGAGCGGUGGUGGUCCGAUGGGUAGCCCGAUGGGGGGACCACCCAUAAGCAGUCACCUCAACAAUGGACCUUUGGGAGGACCAUUGAACACGAUGGGUGGUGGAAGUCCCAUGAACAACAGUCCAAUGGCAAGCAUGUGUGGCGGCUCCGGUCCGAUGGGCAGCCCACAUGCGCACAUGGGCAUGGGUUCGAUGGGGGCGAUGAGCCCUAUGAAUCAUCAUUCGCCUCACUCGCACCACAGCAUGGGCAGCAUGGGUUCGAUGGGCCACAGCCCAGGGCCCAGCAUGCAUCAUAUGGUAAUGCACGGCCCCCCGCAUGGGUUUCCUGGACCAGGCAUGGGUCCAAAACCAAUGCCCGUGACAGCUGGCAAGGUUUACCCCCCGGACCAGCCAAUGGUGUUCAACCCUCAGAAUCCCAACGCCCCCCCGAUAUACCCGUGCGGUACGUGUCACAAAGAAGUUCACGAUAAUGACCAGGCCAUCUUGUGUGAGUCUGGCUGCAACUUCUGGUUCCACAGGGUGUGCACUGGCCUGACUGAAGGGGCGUACCAGCUGCUGACAGCGGAGGUGUACGCAGAGUGGGUGUGCGACAAGUGUUUAUCUUCCAAGAACAUCCCGCUGGUCAAGUUCAAGCCAUAGUGCGUGAGUGCGGGAACCGUGGAACAGUGCGGGAACCGUCGGACAACUUUCGUCGAGUUAAUCUGCAUCGUCUGCCUCGUCGUGUGUGCGUGUGUGUGUGUGUGUGCGCGUGUGUGUGUGUAGAUAGUAACAAGUUAAGAAUAUGAUUUACAAAUGUUUCAUAAAAUAAGGUGGAAAAAAAUUUCAACUAAAAAAAAAUGUUUCUUCUUUAUAUUCUCAACUUCUGACAUGUAUUCCUACACAAAUAUUGAAAUACUUUGUACUGUUACUUUCAUUAACUCGUUUUUAUACACAUUUGUUUUCAAGUAUGUGUUGACUUUUGUUUCUCCUGCAACUUUAUGGGUGUGUGUUAUGGCAGAGAAGGUUGUUAAUGCAAACUUGCUCUCAACUUUACAUAAUGCUUUUAAAUUUUUUAAUUUAAAUCAUUGUGCUCUAAUAAGAAGUUUUGUCACUUGUACCAAAAGUUAAAUUUAAUAUUUAAGGAGAGUGUUUGUACAGUCAGUUUUUUUAACUAUAAAAUAACACCAUUGUUAAGUCAUUGAAAAGUAAAAUUUAACUAAGCAGGUGUGUAUUACCUAAAUUUCAUUUUCAUUUUUAAUUUCUAGAACAAAACAUUAUUAAAUUUGGGCUUCAGUCACAGGUACGUACUAUAAAAAUAAAUAUAAACUAAUAUGUGAUGACAGAGUAAAAAAAUUCUAUUCAAGUGGUAAAGAUUGUUACACAGCAAUAAAUACUAUAGUUAACAAAUUGACUACAGUAUUCUUUGUUAUAAAUAAAACCACACCAUCCUAAUUUACGGACCAUUUAUUUGUUCACUUAUAAUGUCUCAUCUCUUUAGUCUUCCUUCAAAGACCUUGUAUGAAUGAAUGACUCUUUGGCAUGGCGUCAUUAUCGCUUGUGCCAUUUUUCUUCUGUGUUUUGGGAAACGGUGAUGAGAUUUUACUGCAAUUGUGAACAUACUUGCCAGCCAUUGAUGUCAUUCUAUUGUUGCAGUACACUUUAGUUGAGAGCAAGGUUCGACCACAGCUAGUCAAGUUUCCUUAACAUUCUUUUGAUUUUUUUUUUACACAAUUCACAGUACUGCUGUAUGCGAUGGACAUAAUUUUUGCAAAGCAGUUAGAGAUAGUACCUGGUGAGAUGAAAUGUUGAAAUUAAGCUUUGUGUUAUGGAUAUUAGAGUGAGUUGAUCAUGAUUUAUUACUAUUAUAUUAAUUUUUAACUUAGAUAAUGAAAUGAUACUAUUUUUAUGUAGAAGUGUUUGUUUUUGAAAACUUAAAAUUGCAAAGAAAGUGUUUUAGUUGUUUUAUGAUUUCAACCGUUUAUGUGAAUUUCUAUUUUGUUUAGAUAAAUUGAGCAUAUGUGGUCUACUUCUGUUUUGGUGGAGCUGAAGAAAUCUUUGCAUCUUGAAGUUUGGCAACUGCAGAUACAUAACAGCAAAUUAAUUGUGAAUAAUUUAAUAAUCAUUGUUUUGGGCUUUAAUCAGUACAUUUUGCUGCAGUUUUCUUAACUUCAAAUAUAUUCUGGUUUAUAGUAAUAAAAUACAAUGGAAUCAUGAUAAAACACUCACACAUAGUUACAUUAGCUUAUCCAAUUAAUUGAAGAGUGAUUUAGUUGAGAUCAGCUGAAGUGCACAUGCAGUCAGGUCUGAAGCUUAUUUUUGACUCUCAAAAGAUCUGGUGAAAACGACCAUUUUUUGGUUUUGGUUACUACAACAACUUUUUUACGACAGUUUCUCUUUUUGUUAUAGAUGACAUGAAACUGUAAUACAUUUAGCUGAAAUUUAUAAAAACACCUUUAGGUUCAAAUUUGGAAGUACACAUGUAUUUUUUAUUGUGUGAGAAUAGGUGUUAACAAAUCUUAGUUUAAACUAAGAUUAGGUAUUUACGCGUCUCUUAUUAUGCGGUAGCCAAACACUCCCUCAUUGGUUUUAUGUCAUAACUCUAAUAUGACUGCUUGUUCUAUUGUAAACUGUGGGCUACAGUGGGCAGAAUUUGCAGAACUGAAAGAUAAAGAAGUUGGCAAAAGAUUGAUCUGACGAGAUAUUAGAUUAUUAUAAUUUCCCGUCAGUUGGAGCUGAAAAGGUCUUAUAUUUAAAAAGUAUCAUUAUGUAGCUAACAUCACUCGUGAUCUCAAAAAUUAAGGUACUUGAGAUAAACAAGUAAUCAUUAUGUGCAUAUAAUCUAAGUAGGUAUGUUAUUUAAUUCAAAACUGAUUGCACUCCUUUAACCAUCCGGUCAGUAACUGGGUACCCAGUUAUCAAUUUCAGUUUCCAAGGUAGAAUUUAUCAAUUUCCCCUUAAAAAAAUUUAUGGCCGCCCGGAUCCCCAAAAUUGAAGUAGUUUUACAUCAAUUUUUCGUCUAAAUUUUUUGAUUUCAAUCAUUCAAUAAAGGUUAUUACUUAUCAAACUUGACACAUCCUCUGUUCAAUUACCGUGUACCUGGAUACUCACUAAGGUCAUUAUGUGCGAAAGCCGGGUUUAUACACACUAAAGAGACCGUUUUAUCACAGUAUUUAUGUAACUUGGCGUUUGAAUAAAUAAUCAACAAUAUCGUUUUUGAAUUUCCUUCAUUUAAACAAUUUUUAUUAUAAACGAUAGUAAAUAUAGUAGGUAAAAAACAUUUUUUUCUUUUUCAUUUUGGUUAUUUUUUCUUUUUGUUUAUAAUAACACAGUGCCAUAUAAAAAAAACAAGUAAAUUCAAUCAUUUCACACACUCCUCACAUGUCGUGGUUGUGGUCCAAUGUUCAUCACAAAUAGGGAACGCACAUACCAAACAUGAUUUUCAAGUUUUGCUGCGUUUUUUGAAUUCGUUCUGGAGACAAACAUGUCAUACACCAGUAAUCUUUUUCCUUCUGGUUGAAUUGAGCUGUGCCUUGGGUUUCGAAGAAUCAGAUGCUGUUGGCUGUGCAUAUGGAUUUAUAGCUGGACCUAAAAAACUUUCAAUCGCCACUUUCGUUGUGAAAUGCCUCAUGAUUUGUGCAUUAUGUGAACAAUUUUUGACGAAUGGAGUAGACAGCUCUCUGCCUAGUUGCCGAUAAAAUAAUCGUCGUUCAUAAGAUUUAUUCGAAAGCACUUUAGUAUUCUCAUAAUAAAGAAUCUGUGCCGCAAGGCAGGCGAUAUCGAGAAUAUUGUAGAAAAAUGCUAGAUGCCACCUUUGAGUUGAUCUUUUUGUAGUAUAUCUACCAAGCAUUUUAUCCAUUGUGUCCACUCCAGCUUUUGACCAGUUGUAAAAUUCAAUAAUUUCCGGUUUUCUCUGUGCACCAUCACCAAUCUUUGUUUCCUGGUGCAUUGAUGAUAGCAUAAUCCAGGGAUGCCACCACUUUGAAAACAAUAUCCUUGAUUGAAAUGUGAAAUAUCCUGUAAUAUCCUUGUUUUGAAUAUAAAAUAUCCUGUAAAAUCCUGUACAUUAAAAAAUACAAAAAAAAAAAUGCAAUUUUUAUGAAAAUUACUCGAUCAUAAUGUAAGCAACUAUACUUCAAUCAAAACAAUUCAAUUUUUAACACUUUAUACAAGUAUUUACACACACACACACACACACACACACACGUAGCCUACACUUCACCACUGGCAGUAUUUAAAUAUCACUUUCAGAUGUUUUGCCCUAUUCCUCAUUUCUUUUGUUGGCUGGAAUUCUACCAUAUUCUUCCUAGAAGAGAUAUACAACAAAGCAUUUAGCAUUGGUGAUAAAAGACAUGUCCUGUGCGCUGUCUUGAUAAGGUUGAGCUUACUAAAUAUCCUUUCCACCCCUGCAUUGUUGUGUGGAAGAAUAAGCAUUGCCUUUGCAAGUUUACAAAGCAGUGGAAAACAUGUUUUCCCAUUAAUUUCAUACUGUGACACUUUAUGCCAGGCCUGCCACCAAAUUAGGUUCCUAAAUCCUCUUUACAGCAUUUAAAAAUCCUGUAAAAUUUAUAGCCGUAAUUGACUUAAUUUAUUUUUCGCAGUAAUUUUAAAUAUACAUUGCAUUCCAAAACAUAAUUUAAAAAAAAAUCAAAUGAAUGUAAAAAUUUUUUAAGAUUUGCCACUUAUAUUACAAAACUAAUAUUUGGUAUCACAAUAAAAUGAAAAGUAAUAUAAAAAUUUCUCUUCAGUAUAGGCUUUGGUGCUAUUCUUAUUUACAAACUAUAAAUACAUCCAUACAACUGAAGUUAUUUACAAGUUUAAAAAAACAAAUGUAUUUCACAUCAUUAACUAGCUACUUUUUCAUGUUCUGUGCUCUUUUCCGCAUCUCGUCAGUGAGCUUGAAGUUCUCAUUCUGCAAUGCAACAGCGCAUUUAACAUUGGUGAUUCCAUUGACAGUCUGUGAACAGUUUUAACCAUCUUGAGAUUGCUGAAAACCCUUUCCACAGCAGAUUUUCUCCAGUUGCAGCACCACUCAAAGCCAUUACUUUGUACAGAUGAGUUUCAACAAUCUUAGAUGGAAAGAACCUUGCUAACACUACAACCUGCCUAGUGACUGUAACUUCAGUUGAUUCAUCAAUCAUCAGUGUGAAAAAUUGUGUUUUCAUUGCAUAGGUAACAUAAUCUGCAGCUGAUGUACCCAAAGAUUGAAUAAUUAUCUGGCUAGUUUUAGUGCGAGAACAAUGAAAGUUUCUUGCGAUUUCACUAUUUGGAAACAUUUGCGGGACAAGUUUCGUGAAAUUAUCACUGAGUUUCACAGAUAAAUUGUUUUCACCAACGAAGUUCGCCCAUAACAGUUCCACAUCAAUUAUUUUGUUUGGUUUGGUUACAAAACUCGUCAAAGAACAACUCUGAUCAGCAGCUCGUUGGUUUUUCGCAUGAACUUGCCUCUUCAAGCCGCCCUUUGUCAUGUUCAGUUCCGAGUUGCAAGUCGAACAAACGGCGGAAAAUUCCGCUUUGCCACGCCUUAACCAUUUCAAUUCUUGCUCCCAUUAUUUACGAUAACGCUGUUUAUAAAGUGACCUGUCCGGCAAAACCUUUCGUUUUUUUUUCCAUCACAAUCAGCUAAGACUAAAACUACUACUUAAAUCGCGUAAGAAGUUUGUAAACAAAUGCCGCACCUAAAACAUUGUAAUGGCAAAAAAUACCAAUGUUUACUGACGCCAUGACACUUCUUAGCGUUUAACUCAAGAAACAAAAAACAUUUCCCCCAAAACCAUAGAUAUUGUACUUCAUGAAACAAUAUGUGGGAGUAUAUGUUUUUGGUUUGGUUAAAUGAUUGGAAGUUCCAUGGCGCUACACCUAAUGUGAAUGUUUACUUUACUGUUGGAUGCUUGAAUGGUUUGACAACAAAGUAGGUAGUUGAAUGUAAAUAUUUACACGAACGAAAUUCAAAUAUGAAAAUAUCGGCGAAGCGUCUUAAAUAUCCGUGAAUGUCGCCGUUUAUCCGUUAGUCCGUUUUAAGCUUCAAAUAUCCGUGAAAACAGAUAAAAUCCGUAAAAACGGCAGGCCUGGCAUAAUCACUAAGUUACCUUUUUUUUUGGGCACAUAACUGCAUAAAGUUACUUUUUCAUGAAAGCCAAAUACAGUGGCUAAUUCUUCUUGUGUUUUCAAUACAGCCAUUGCUGGUGGAUAUAUGCCUUAUUCUUCAUUUUAUUCCAACAAUUUUAUGCCAACAAUUGUUAAAUCCUAGGAUAUUAAAAAUUUUGUAAAUGGUAGAGUAGUGAAAUAAUUAUCCAUUGUAAUGUUUCUACCGGAUCCUUUGUACGGUGCCAUUAAGUCUUUUGACAACUCUCUCACCAACGUUUUUCUCACGACCAGCACUAAAUUUUCCAAUGUAAAUCUGUCCAGAGAGUGGAUACAAAUAUUCAGCAUCACAUAUCCACCAUACUUUGAUCCCAUAGUUGGUAGUUUUUAUGGAAUAUACUGAGUGAAUUUAGUUCGACCCCUGUAUUGGUAAAGUUAAUCUUCAAUUGUCAGGUGCUCUGUUGGCUUAUAUUGUUUUUUCUAAAUUAUUAUUGAGCAUUGUCCAAAUGUCUUGUAUUGGAGCAGCUUUAUCACUCUCCAUAUGCUAAGCAUGAGUUUUGGCAUCAUCAAAUAGAAUAAAACAAAUUAUGUUCCAGAAGCGAGUUGAUGCCCAUUGCUGCACAAUACAAUGGAUAUGAGUACAACUGCCACAUAUCUUUUGUAUUGUCAGUAUUCGAGUUGUUGGUGACAGAGGUUAUCAAAAUAGCUAGGAAUACAUAGAAUUUCUGAAGCUCAAGAUUUUUUCACACUAAUUGUUUUUUCUCUGGAUUUUUUUCAUUAUAUGCUGCAUAUGUUGAGAUUUUUUUUAUUUGUAUGACACAUAAUGAUAUCAGCCAUUUAUAGAGUGAAAAAUAGUUUAAACGUGUCGAGAUUUGACCGUAUGCUGGUGUUCCUAUUAGGUCCUUAUUUCUGUCGCACAAUAUUAUGCCUUCCAACUUGAUGUUCAUUUGUUGGUGUCUCAGCACACUGAGUACCAUCUUUUGCUGUCAUUUCUGAACCACUAACUGUAGUUUCUAUUUCACUUUCUUCAUCUUCAUUAUCUUCGUUGAGUGCAUUUACAUCAACUUCUUCUAAAAAUAUACACAAUAUAUAAUACAUAAUAGAUCAUAAUUAUUCUCGUACACAAUAGAAAAAAAUUCAUCGUCGUCACUAUCCGACGCGUUGUCAUCAGAUUCUUUUGCUUCAAAUAAUUCAUCUAAAUGGUUUUUUCUUUGAGUUCGCGUGAUUCUAUUGGUGCACCGAUGCGGAUACCGAUGAAUCGUAAUGGGCGAUUAUGGGUACUUACCAAUUAAUCGUAAUCGGCGAUUAUCUUAACGAUUACUUUGCCGAUUAUCUACGUUCCGGCGUAAUUAAGUAGGUUUUUACCGUGUAAUAUUUUGUUACACAUUUUAGGACAAAAUACGGUAAUAUUUGUAUAUAUUACAAAAUUCAUCUAACUCCGUCAUAUCAAGAUUACAGAUAUUUCGUUAAGUUUAAUAAAUCUCUUUGCCUCGAACAAUAAAAAAUACAUUUUUCCUACACGUUUAUUUACGUUUCGUCUUUUGUUUAGUGGCCUUGUAAAUUACCUAUAGCCAGAGACGUAAAAUAGAUGGCACGCAAUCAAAAUACCACAAGCAGUUGCAGUGGAUUCUAUGAGAAUCGAUCUUUACGAGUCGUAGUAGCGGUUCAAAAUCGUGGUCUCGAUACCUUUCAGAGUUUAUCACUGCGUUUUACAAACUCGUUAUGGGCGUCUUUGGUAACAUUAUCCGUUGUGUUAUUUGUAUGUGACGUGAAAAGUGAAAAAGUAUUUAUAAUUUUAUACAUUCAGUCAACAUUAAUAAAAUCACAUGUGCUAGAAUUGGUUUUGAGUCAUUUUUAUAUAAUUAUAGUGAGAUGGCGACUAGGGAGAAAAAAAGUGAAGUGUGGAAACAUUUUUCUAUAAACUCAAGUGAAAAAAAAAAAGAAACAUGCUUACAUUGUUAAACGGUAAUUUCUCGAUGCAACCUUAUAUGAUAGUCGAUAAUAAUGCUAGUUUUCCGCAACAAAAACUUACCCACUGUAAAUUACAAUUAUUAGACUAAUUCAAGUUGUUUACAAUAACAAAUAUACGUAAAUAGAAGUUAAUUUAAUUUACACUUUGCAAUGACUUAAUAGUGUAUUUUAUAUAUUUUUAUACUGUUAUUAUAACUGUAUUCUCAAUUUUACCUAAUCUUGUUAUUAAAUUCACAUGGGAAUAAAAAUUUUUGUGUGCAUUAUUACACUUAAUAAAAUUUGUUCAUUAUAAUCGGUAACUGAAUCGGUAUCUGCCGAUUAUUGCUCUCAUAAUCGGUAAUCGAAUCGGUAAUCGGUAAAGUCAUAUCGGUGCACCACUACGUGAUUCUAUUGGAAAAAGUUUUCAGUUUAUUAUUUACUAGUUUUUAAAAUAAUGAAUAUAUAAAAUAAUAUAUUCCAAAAUAAAAAAAGGAAAUCCCUUCUUACCGCCAAUCACUUGAUGAAUCAUCUAUCUUAUUUAUAUUCAGUAUGAUUUUUAAUUAUAACAUUAAUAAUUUUUAAUUAUUUUUUCUCACUUUCGCAAUAAAUUUUGUACGUUAUAAUUUAAUUUUUCUCACUACGUUUAGAAAACUAACUUUAGCAUCUGCUCGGCUCCAACACGACCUUACGAUUGAUAAUCGUUUUUCUUCUUCUUUGUUGUUCGUAGUGAGGGGGAGGGGACCACGCAACUGCAGUAGGCAGGUACCUGAGCACCCAAAAACUGUUGGGGUUCGCUAUAAUUAUUUCACAUUCCACGAAGCCAGCUGACUAACCGCUCAGCCAUGUGGCGCGCAGUAGGUGGGUACCCGGGUACCCGGGUACCCGGUCGUUGAACGAAUGGUGAAAGUUUGGUUACUGACCGGACGGUUUACUAUCUGAUCUUCCCAUCUCCUCUUUGGUCUUCUUUGGGGUCUUCUUCCUGUUUAAUUCAAUGCCAUCAUUUUCCUAGGCAGCCUCUCUUUUUCCAUUCUCUGGACAUGGCCAUACCAUCUCAUUCUCGCUUUUUCAAUGAUGUUACUCAAGUCAUUUACUCCUGCUCUUGCUUGCACUAUCUCAUUCCUGAUCCUGUCUCGCCUCGUAACUGACAACAUAAUCCUCAUAAACUUCAUUCCUAUUGCUCUAAUUUUCCCAACAUCUCUCUUAGGGAUCGUCCAUUAACCACGUGAGGCUCGCAAGGGAGGGAGGGGGUCGGGAAAAAUCACGAAAUAUCACAAGGGGGGAGGGGGGGGGAUGUAGAGAGAUAUCACGUGUAUUUAUUUUUUCGCUCGAUUUCUACUAAACCGAAAAGCGAUGCGUGACCUUGACUCGCCGUAGCCCGGCAACAAUAUCCCCGCCCGCCGCAACAUGAACCACCCGGCUCGGCUUGCCAGUCACCAGUAAGACUGUGAUUUUGGUGCCGAAUACAUGCGUAAAUCACAUGAAAGCCUUUUCUUUAUUAUUUUUAUGCCAGUGAGAAUAAACCUGCAACCUUAAUGUGUGUCUGGACAUUUUUAUCACUGUGCUUAAUUUUCCAGAAUUAAAUGCAGCAAAAUUUCUGUCCAUUUGAGGGAAAUGUGUUUUUCUGGGAUCAAAGGAUCAGUUUCAUCUUCACUUUCAACUGCUUCCUUUGACAUGUUUGACUCUUAUCUUGUGACCAGGUUCCCUGCAAUCAACUUGAUACCAUUCUGAAAUUGCAUCACUUUCCUAAUUUUCCUUCUUGAUGAAUUUUUUAAUAUCAUUUUAUUGUUUACUAAAGAAAAUUCUUCAAAACUAACACAUUUUUCAACCUCAAUAUGUGUAUGUAUUAAUUUUUUCUAAGCAUUGUUGGCUUUAUCAUGUUCCAUGCUUUGGACACGUUGUAAAUAGCAUCCAGUACUGUCAGCUUCUGGCAGAAAGUUUUCAAAUCCGAGCACUUGUGUGUAUGACAUUUUCACUGUUGCUAUUACUUCUUUAUCCAUGUGCUGGAUUAUUGCUGUGACUUUGGCUGCAAAUAUUUAACAAACGUUUUUCCAUCUGCAGAUUUGAGCUCAUCUGCACUGGGAUGAGGCAGUGCAUUGUGAUCAAUCAACAGUACAGCUUUUUCAGGCGUUCUUCGAAAGCUCCUGUACCUGUGACACGAAUUGAUGAUCAAACAACGUUUUAAAAAUUUACCUAACUAUUCAUGCACUUUUUUGGUUAAAAUAAGUUACCGGCAAGUUGGUUUUCUCUGUGCCUUUGAAAGAACUUGGUUUUGCUUUCCCUAUAACAUACAGCUUGCCUUUCUGUGAACUGGCUGCAUUUGGACAGCAUACCGCUGUGAACCUUUCAUUUCUUGAGUUAUGAUGUUGUGCACUGUGUCUUAGUGGAGUUUUCCUUGGAAACAAAUUCGGAGAAAUGCUUAAAAAAUUUGAUGGCUACUUCAUCUUCACCACUUAAUUUUUCACCUUGUAGGGCGAUUUCACAUAUACAGUGUUUGAAUUAUGUUAACCAGCCCUCGAUACCUAAUGCUGUAAAAAAAAAAUGCUGUGCUUGUUUCACACACUCAGUGCCGGACGCGUGCGUUCUCUCCACUCGUUUCUGUUUGAACCAUUUCAACAUCGUCUGUGCAGCUCAUCGUAGGUUGAUGUUUCAUUGUUUUUCUUUUACAUAAAUCACUUUUUGAAUCAGCAUUGUUUGCAUAAUUAAUCAGCUUUGUUUUAUUGCUCCUUAUGUCAGAGAUUUUUUUUACCCACUCUAUAAUUGUUACAAAGUUAUUUUGGUGAACAGCAUUCCUCAAGCUUACUUACCCUCUUUUAUGUAUUGCAUAAUCGUCGCACUCGUGUUUGGGUGUCAAAAUUUGGAUAAAAAAAUACCUCUCGUGUAAACGUCGCAUGAUGUUUAUGGUUCCGCUAUUAGAUUCCAAGCGCUUUGUGAGGGUUUUUUUUCCGUAUAAAACGAUGUAUUUUAAAAUAGAAAUCUAAUAUUUAUUCGGACAUUACCUCUUACUUAUUUAAUUAAUGGAAAUACGUAGUUGUCUAAUGUGUAAAUUUUCUUUAAAACCGUUUUUAAUCAUUAUAACGUUCACGCCUCGGUGUACCACUUACUAAAAUGUAGCCAGCGCUCGUUGCAAUCAUUAAAAUUUGGUUAUGUUGCUUCCUGUAUAGAGCGCGCACAUGUAGCCCAAUAUCGAUAUCUCGCCGUUGCAUGCAACGCGCGCUCUCUGUUAGGUUAUGUUACUUCCCGUAUAGAGCACGCACACGUAGCCGAAUAUUGAUAUCUCGCCGAGUUCAUGCAGCGCGCGCGCUCUGUCAAGUGCCCAGUUAACUACAACUGAUAGCCCGCACUCUUUUGUGGUGUGUAUACGGCGAUAGUUACGCGUUCGUUCGGCUUGCAUUUGGAUCACAGGUUUUAGUUUUCUAUUUGAAGUUGAAAUGUUUUUGUUGCAUGACUUAUUAAUUUAAAUUGUUUGGCGUGCUCUUUUAUACUUCACGUUUUAAAUAAAAGUAUUUUCCAUGAAUUGGUUUUGUUUUUAUGAAUAACUUUAUCUAACAAAAAAAUUUUUACCGCAUAAUCGUCAAACCCCUACUUUUCAAACUUGAUUUUAGAAUAAAAAGUGCGACGAUUAUGCGAGAAAACAUGGUAUUUUGUCCAGUUUUUGCUAGAUUACGUUUCCCUGCCACGUUCAUACUACACCACAAUCGCCAUGCUGAAAAAUCACAUUACAACAGGAUAGGCAGGGGCUGCAGCACUGACAGGCUGGCUGCCUGGCCCUGCCAAGUCGUGUCGUAUCAGUGCACAGAAAUGUUUUUCUUAUCGGUAUUUGUGACCUAAGACUAAAAAUUUUUUUUACUUUAAUGAAUACAUAUUAAAAAAUGUAUAUUUUAAUAGGUGCUGCAGUUAAUCUGCAAUACAGAUAACCUGCCCGCAGAUAAUCAGGAGUUGACUGUAUUUGUGGAAUUUGUUACAGUACAUCUUUUGGUAUCUCUUGGAGUAGUUGUUUUUUUGUUACUUCAAAAACUCAUAGCUUUGUUUUAAAAAUGCUUUCUCAAGCUUGCUUCAAGCCUAUGUGAACAAAUACAAUGAGCGAGCUCGCACCUAUGUUACAACAUCGUGUGGGGGUCAGGCAUAAGUGCAUGUUUCAACAAUCAGUUUUAAAACAUCUUUUUUUUUUAUUUUCUUAUCAUUUACAAGUAUAUUUAGAAAUUUACUAUCUUAAACCUUGUGGGAGAUUUAGUGCUUAAAUAAUGUUUUAAAAACAAAUGAAUUGUAUAGGUUGCCCCUUCCCUUUGCUGUAAAUUAUUAGCGACGCACACUUUAGCACAAAACGUCUCAGUUCUGGAAACAUUUUACUUAUGUGUGAAUAGUCAGUACAUUAAUUUUUUUAGGCAGUGGAUUUUGUUUACACAUGUUAUAUCUGAAUUCUAAGUACAUUGGAUAUUGUAACAUCAGGAGUCUACUUUAUUAAGUAAUCAGGUGCCAUGCCAUUUUUUUUGGAACUUGUGUGAUUGAUAGUUACAUAUUUACUUCUUGACACAUGGGACAGUUUUGUUUGAUGUAUGACAAUUUUAUCCUGCCUGUUUUUGAUUCAAGUAUAUUUUACAUCUACUGCAAAAAUUUCAAUUUUCUUCUUCUUUUGCAUGAUUGCAUUGCUUGAAAAAUACAUAUUGGUUUAUCACUUUCACAUAGGGAAUGUAAGUUUGCAUUACUCUGGAAUCUGAGGCACUUUCUUCUAAACAAAAUUAUUUUAUAACAACACAUGUGACAAGUCACAAUCGUGCCUGGCUAAGACGACUGCUCCUUGCACAUACAUUAAUACUUGACAAUUUAUGAAAAGAAGCUUCAUGAUUAUUAAACUUUUGCAAAACGGUUACUGGUUGAAUUUAAAUAAAAAUGUGUGAAAUGAAUUUCGAUUUUUAUUCUUCUCUCGAUGACAUACUUAAUACAUGUUCUUUGCAAUGGAACGCUCUCUUUACUUUCACCUAUCUUUACUUACAGUCCUGUUGCCUUCACAAAAUAAUCUCCCUAGCAAUUCCGUAGUCUAGGUACGAAUAAACUUGGGGGAAACUACGGUAGACCAGCAGACCACCCAGGCCUGCGCCAUAUAUCUGGAGCCUAAUUUUUAGCUAAAAGUCCUAUGGACAAUAAAAAAAAAAAAAAAAACAUUGAAACAGCGAUAUGGCCACGAUACCCAGAUGUUAAAUUGUCAGCAUCAAUUCACAUUUACUCUUAUUUGUGAGCCUCCAUUCCCCGCACAUCCUUUCAACACAGUACAAAAAACUUACAUAAGUCCUUCAAGCAUUUCAUAGCUGGGGAUUUUCCCAGUAAACUGCCUUCCUAUUGCUGCAACAGUUAUUCUUCAACUACUAUUCAGUGAUUUCCUGGUCAGAAGUUCUCCCAUGAGUGUGAAAAAUAUCUCUGUCUCUCUGUAACACAGGGAGCAAUAAAUUAUUGUCUGUUACUUCGACACCAAGGUAUCAAGUAUCCAUCUUUCUUUUCUUUCUACUGAAACCACAGUCUCAUGUUCUAAAUAAGUCUUAAGUGCACCACAAAAAUAUUUGUAAAAUUAUACUAAAAAAUAAUGUCUAAAUGGAAUAAAAAAUUUAAAUUCACAGUUAUGUACAUACUAACCAUUAUCAAUUCUUCGAAAACCAGUAAAACUACAUACAGUUCACAGUCUUUUCUUAAUUAAAUAAUUUAGUGUUCAAAUCAGUUUCAAUAAUAUUCAGAAAAAUAAAAUACCAUUACGAUAAACUAGAACUUAGUUCCUGUGACGUUGGAUACACUCAUGAUUGGAGAAACAUCAUGACAUAAGAAUACUCUGCAAAGUGUGGGGAGGGCAGGGUCUGCAGUGUUUCACACUUUGCUGUUUCCCUAUUGUUUAGCUUACAAGCCAUUUUUAUAUAUAUGUUCAUUUGAAAUAGUAAUUAUACAGCCCGGGCACAUUUUCCAAGUACCAAAAUAAUAAAGAAUGUUCAUCUUUAAAUGUUUUGAUAUUUAUUUGAAUGUUAGUGUUGGUCAAUGCUGCUGUGAGAAGUGAAGGCUCCCGUAGCAAUGCUCUACUGCAGUGUGACGUGUAAGCUGGAGCAAUAGGUCCGUUAUUUUGCACGUGUGGGAGUCAUUUGUCAGCAUUGAAACACACAGCAUCGUGCCAGAGUAUGGUUGGAUACAGUUACACAUUUAUCUGUUAAAAGGGUUUCUUAUAAGUGAUUUUUUUCCCCCUUUCAUAGGUCGUAUGAUGUAUGAAUUUAACCCUACUGGUUCAGAACUGAAAAUGGUAAGUAUAAUUUUGAAAAUAUAGUAGACCCAUCUUACUUCCGUUCAAGCCAGUGAAUAGAUUUUAUGAGAACUGUGAAAGUAAAGGUUCAUAAAUCAUUGACAAUUGUGGGGUGACAGCACGAAGACUCCCUUUCCCACCAGAUGGAAAGAUAACUCGUGCAGAAAGUGUGGAAAGGUAAAAAUAUAAUUUUUAGUGCAGUAAUCCAUCUUUUCGCUUGGACACAUUUAAACUAAACAGUGGAAAAAGAACAUGGGCUUAAUAUACUUUUAAAACUUAUCCUAAAUAAACUGUGAUUUUUAAUAAUUGUCUUCUACUCAUGAAACACAUAGCAUCGUGCAUUGCUACCACAUUUGCAGCCCAACAUUAUUUACGACUAAAAUAACAAAUUGUGUGUGUAUCUACUUUUUAUAAGCCUUUACUUGAAUAUGACUCUCGCCCAUUAUAAUAUGUACAUAACUUGCAAUUGCUUAUUUGUGUUGCUACUGCUAUUUUACUAUAUUAGUUUUUAUUAUUAAAUUUUUUAUAAUGUAACCUCUCAGAUAUUUACAACAUUUUUACGUGUGUGUAAAUUAAAUAUUGACCCAGCAAAAAAAAAAAAAACCAGUUGUAAAUAUGAAUUACUAGAUACUGCAGUGCUGCUCCAGCCGUGUAGUGACAUGAAGCAACGGUGCUACCUCGGGGCUAGGUGCCUUGUUGAUGGUCAGAUUAUGGUCAAGUGGGGUGCUGAAGUCAUAUUGAUCAAAUAAACAUGCCAAUUAUUAGGACAAGCUGUGUCUUAUGUAUGACUGAAAAUUUUGUGGAGCUUAGCCUGGAACUGAGAAUGAAUUUUUAAGAACCAGGAAAAAAGAAUAACUGGCACAUUAAUAGUUACUUACUAUGUUUUGGCUUACUUUGUGAAAAUUUUUUUGCUUAGGCUGAUACAUAAAAAAAAAAACUAUGAGUAUAAUUGAGUGGCUUAUUUUGUAUUGUAUCUAUUUAUUAGGUAGUAAAAUUUCUAGUUUACAAUUCUCCACCAUGAAAAAUUAGUAUUUCUGAAAUGCUACUUUGCGAGUCAAAACUCAACCAAACAUGUAACACCUAAAGACAGUUUCUUGACAGUUACAGUUAAAAUGUUAAAAACAUCCCGUAUGCUGAACUAAGUUCUCGUUAAUGUAAAAGUCAGUGAAGAUGUGUUUAUGAAUCUACAAGACAUGCAGCUUUUGCCAAUACAGUCUUUACUGUUUACAAGAACAUGUAACAUUGUUUCGUAAUGAAAUACUACCCCAUCAUCAUGUGCUGAUUACAAUAUUACUUACAUAUUAAAAAUAUAUUUUUGUGUUUUUUGUGAGAACAUUUGACUUGUUUCCUAGACUACAAAUCUAUUGUGUUUACCGUCAGUGCUCGUUGUUUUAUUAGCUUCCAGUGGUAAGAAAAUUUUUCUUUUCUGAAUUGGAUUGGUCAAUUAAAGCAGUUUCUGUAAUUUUUAGCACCUGGGAUGUGCCUGAAAAUAACAUCCUACUACCCCAUAGCAUGAGUAAGAAAAAGUUACAGUUUUUGAGUAUUAUGUUGGGAGGAAAUAGUUUUAAAAAAAAUGCAACUGUUUCAUAUAUAAACUAUAUUUUGAUUAGUCUAAAAAUUUAUGAAACAAUUCCAUUGUAGUAAAGGCAGAGGAAAGCAUAGAUGCACAGAGAGAUGUAAGAAUGGAACCUAUGACUAGAUCUGUGUAGAAGGGAAGGGGAGGAGAGCAUACCCGGGGCCUGGCACCAGGUAGUUUACCCUGAGAGUACUAUUCUAUUGCUAAUAGAAUUCAUGGGAAACUGUAAUUUUUACAAUUUAAAAUUAAUUUUUUUUUUAAUUGUGGAGUUUGAAUAAUUGAAUUGGUCAUUUGUUGGAAACCACCUCAUGUCCAUUUUUUUUCGAAAUUGAGUUAGACUAACAAAGUUGAUAGUGAAGUCAAGGAAAAUCCAAUAUGUAUAGAAUACUACAUCUCUAUUACGUAAACACAGUGAUACCUGAUGUUAAACAUUUGUUCAUUUUAGAAACAUCACAUCUCCUGGAAUGUGUUGUUUCUUAAAUGACUUAAUGUGUAGCUGGUGGCAGCACUGCUCUGCCUUAUACUAUGCUAACAUAUAGUAAAAAAGCUGAAAAUGUGUUCAGUUUGUUGUUUGUUCUUGUCACGGUUUGUUUCUGAGUAAAAAUGAGUUAAAGUGAAAGUGAAAUUAGUAAUUUUACAAGUUUAAAAUGUAGAAAAGGUAGAAGCAAGUUGCAUAUGGGUGAAAGAAUAAAAAAGUCACGAGUGAAGAAUGUAGAAUACAAAAAUUGGAAAAGAAAUGUAGUGAAACCAAAAGAACACGGAUUCUAUUGCAGGUAAGUUAACCUAUAAACGUAGUAUAGUCUAAUUUUUUUGCGUAGGAUGUAUGUGCAGUUGGUGUCACCAUUAAAGAAAAGCUUAACUUGUUGACAAUAUUAAAUUAUUAUAAACACUAGACCUACUUUUCAAGGGUUGUCAGUUUAUUAACAGUAACCUACUUUUAAACACUAAAAAAUAUUUUUGAGGAAGUUCUGUUUAACUUUAGCCUAAACAUUCAAAUUCUCUACUACUUUUUCACUUUUAACAUAACUUUUUAAUAUUUUGAUGGCUGUAAUUUAUUUUGAUCUAAUGUUUGUCUGUUUUAGGUGCAGACUGAAAAGUAUCCCAGAGAAAGUUACAGAAGACAAAGCAACUGAAACACAUGCCAAGUUCAUUUAUUUCAAUACAAAAAAUGAUCAAGAUGCUUAUCUCCAGUCAUUGAUUUGAGCGCAAGCCGAUGGAAAGAAAAAGGCGUAAAUUAGACAAUUGUGAAACAUUAAGUCGCAAACCAAAGUCACAUUCUUUUACAUAUUCUGUGUCUACGUCUAGUGGAAAAGUAACGAUAUGUAAACUUGCGUUUCUUUCUGUCCAUGGCAUAUCUUUGGUACAUGUCAAAAGACUGUGCAAACUACUGUCACAAGGCAAGUCACCAAGAGACUCACGAGGGAAUAAUCCUCCGGGUAUGCUAAACCAGGAUAUAUUAUAAAGGCUAUUUACGACCAUCAAGCCUCUUUUCCCCAGAAAGAAGCCCAUUACACCAGUAGGUCUUACAAAUAUUUAAACUCAAACCUGAACAUAAUAAUUAUUUUUUUAAAAAAAAUCCAGAUCUGAGUGUUGACUACAAGUUGUAUUUGAAAAUCUUGCAUGAACAUUUUGAUUUUACUUUUGGGAGACCACAAAUCGAUUCUUGCUGCAAAUGUAAGGAAUUAUCUGUCAAAAUAAAAACUUUUAUUAAUCAGUGUCUACCCACAAAAAUGUCUUCCUAUAAUCAUUAACAAAAUUGAUGACCUCAAAAAACUCAAAAACUAUAUUCCUACAGACAUUGUUAAUGAAUUAUAUUCAAAAAUUUAUGACUGGCCAACUAUUGAAGGGUUGAAACUGAACUAAAGUAAGAAACAAUUAUACUUUGAGUGUGUGUGUGUGUGUGUGUGUGUGUGUGUGUAUAUAUAUAUAUAUAUAUAGUUCAUAAAAUGAAAAAACUAGUUCUCAUUCAUAAUUUAUAUACUUUUAACAGUUAUUUCAUGCCUGAUAACUCUUCAUUAUGUUGGUCAUUUGAGUAAAAACACAUCUCCGACGACUUUAAAUUUUUUACCCAUCCUAAAUUAAAAGAAAAAAAUACCUUAUAUAUACUUAGUUUACCAAACCCCUGUACAUACUUACAUAAAAUCUAAUAUUGAUAUGAUGUGAAAUAAUGUCACAGUGAGGUUUUAUUUAGUUUUCUGAAAGUUUACUUUUGUGAUUAUAUGGUGUUUCUCAAAUGACUGAUUAAAUUGUGCAUUAAGUACACAAAAUGAUUUGCCCCAGACCCUUAGUUCUAUUGAAUGCCAUGCUGACAGUUUCAGGCAGUCGUUAGUUAAGCUGCACGAAGGUAGUUUUUCAGCACGUCUGUUAAAGAGGUUUAUACACCAUUAACGUAUCGCAGUAUCUGACAUCCUGUUGCUGUUUGUCAAAUAUGUAAUUGUAGCACCUUAUUCACUAAGAGUUCACACUGCUAAAUGCCCAAAGCCAAAGGUGUAAAUGUACCACAACCAACCAUCCACACUGCUGUGCACCAGACUGCUGGUUUAACGUGUAUACGGCGAACUAAACGUCUGCACCUCUCCACCUACUUCCUUCGUAGCGCCUGAACAUGGUCCUUUGUGCUAUGAUCAUGAAACCUCUACCAGUGGAAUUUUGCCCAAAUGCACGCAAAAUUCAUAUUUGCAUGUUACUGUUUAUAGAGUUGUGUUUCGGACUAAUGUUCCUGCACAGAAAUUUGCUUUCCAAACAUUCCCUACGGCCCAUUAAAUUUUUGCCCUGUAAUUUCCGAACAACCUGCGUAGGUAAUGUACAUAAUUCCAAAAUCAAUAUAGCUUUUAAAUAUGACAAGUAUCGAAUGGCAUGUGAAAAAGUCACUUGAAAUAUGCUCAAUAAAUGUUCAAGAUCAGGACAAUGUCUCAGGGAAAAAGUAAACAAUACUUCCUCUUCUGUAUGUGGAGCUCGUACACACGAAUAAGUGAGUUGCACGUGGGAUGUGACCUUCGUAGCGAUACUAGUUUAGUGUCGGUCAACAAUUGUUUGUCACAAAAUAAAAUGCAAUACAUUUUUUAAUUGAAAAAAAUUUUGUAUUGUAAAUUAUAUAAAAAAAUUUUAAAAUACAUGUUUGAGCUGAAUUGAGGGGAAAUUAAUUUUGAUGUGAAGGUGGGAGAAACAUAUAAAAAACUGGAUAUAAAAAUGGUUUACUGAGAAAUGUUUGCUAGCAUCUGACUUUCACCCAGCAAAGUGAAAUAAUAAGUGUGCCAAGAAUAAUUGUGUUUGUUUAGGCAGAUAUGGCAUAUGCACCUUAGAAUUAAAUUAUUAAAAUAUUAAAAGUAGCUAUUUCAUGCAGUUUUACGGAUCCAUAUUAAUCAAUUAGACUUACAAAAUAUCUACUUAAAAUUUUUCAACUCAAAAUAUUGUGUAACCAAUCAAGAAUGUCUUAUAUUUAACAGUACACAACCAGACAUGUAUGUCAUUCACAUAACAGUCUCAGCACACCACUUGGAUGUCACAAGUACCAACAUAAUUACUCUUACAAUUAAUCUCGUGUCCACAUACACUUGCUGCAUCAACACCAUCCAUUUAAGGUUUGUCCAGUUAAAGGUCUUCCUUUGCAUGCAAACACUUUUUCUAGGAACAGGAAAUUCGUUCACCCGAGACAGAAAUCGCGAUUCAGCUGACAGGCUGUGCCUCAGUCUCUGCUGGUGUAGGUUUCAGCAGCAUGUUUGGACUCUCACCUUGGGUUCAUUGUGUCAUAACAGUCAGGUGUCUUUUCUCUGUAGAUGUUGCCUAGCUCAAGGUCAGUCAGCACCUAUGUCAAUGGAAUAUGUGUGCAUUUGUGUGUGUGUGUGGGGGGGGGGGUGUUUCCCCUUUCAGUUACAACAACACUGAAUGCUAUCAGUGGGCCUAUUCUAUGAUGUUUUUAAAUUGUGUCAUUCUUUUAGUUUUUUAUAUAGGAUCCAGUGAAACUCGAGAGCAGGAAAUAAAGAAAGUGUAUUUUGUCAGGAUGCUCACUUGCCAUGACGUCCCGACACCAGCCGGGGGAAGCUGGGGCUGUGAUUCGUUCUUGUCUUCUCUUGUUGUUUGAGACUUGUCUGUGAUGGACGCAUGCCUGUUCUUUGUCUGCACAUCACAGAAAGGCAAUCAUCAGUUUUCUCAUUUCAUCUCCAUACUUCAUGGUGGAUUGUUUUUACAAUUAAAUACCUUAUCACUGUAUUGUAAUUUUGCAAACAUUGGUGGAUUGGCACUAAACUGCAAUGCAUUGAGUGUGCACAUCAUGUGAUCAGAAAAUCUAAAUAGAUUUUGAGAAUAUGGAGGGAAAAAAAAGAAACAAUUAACUCCUGUAAAUUUAAAAAAAAUAUAUCCUUAACACAGCUAACAAAUUUCUGUGCAUUUAAAGUGCUGUCAGCUUGCUAAAUUUAGAGAAAGUUUAAUUUUAUACAGUGGGCUCUGAUUUUGGAUGAUAGAAUUAGCACAUCCAAGUUUUCUAAAGACUACGGUGAGUGUUUUUGUACACAUUGCAUCUUAUUGAGGUCUAGAUUAAUUGGCCAGUUAUUGGAUAAAUACUAAAAAAAAAAAAUUAGUUCUAUUUAAAUUUCAGUGCUGUUUCUUAAUAGUCAGUUAUUUUUUUCAUAUGUGUUUUAUUCAGCAAAAAUUUCCUCGUGUUUUGAAUAAAAAAAAUUUUACUUGCUCUCUUGCAUUUCUACCUGAUGGUUGUUUGACUGUGACACUAGUCAGUGCUUCAGUGCCGUGUGUUGUGACUCCGAUUCGAGGCGGCUGUUGUACCGUCAUGUGCUGACUUCUGCUUCACUCGAUUAACAACUUCGAACCUGCUUGCGGCCAACUUGGAGUCCACUCAAGUGCAAUCUUGGCUGUCGUGUUGCCUUAAGGCUCAGCCCGACCUGCCAUGUUUGAUUCCUGGUGUUUGUCAUAUGCAGGUUGUCCUCAAGGAAUAUUUACUCAAUGAGAAUAUAAAAGUAAUAUUAUCUGUAUGACCCAGCUGUGAAAAUACAUUUGCACCGUGACAUUAAAUGUGCAGGAAUUUCUCUAAAACAAAAGGGAUGGCAUAUCAAAUACAGUAAACCAACAUGAUAGGCAAUAGCCAACUCACACAAUUAAAUUUUGCUUUAAAUUACAUAUAAUUUAUUCCAAAUCCAAUCUUUUAAAGACACAUGAUCUCACUAAUACAAAAUCAUAAUCUUGGUCAUUUUUCAAGGGAUUGAAUGUUCUGAGUUUCAUAAGAGAUUUUGUUAGCUAUCUGAAAGAAAUAUAUGAUUAAAAAUAUUUGAAAAAAAAAAAAAAAUAUUUUUGAGAAAGGAAGGUUCAGAAAUUCAGAAACUCGGAGACUAGCAUCUGUGUAGUAGACAAGGACUGUAUUAUUUAUCUCUGCAGAAGCUAACAAAAAAAGUUUGUGUUUGCUACAAUCUAUAGCGUUCUGGUGGUCUAAGAAUUUUUUUUUAAACAUUUCAGGAAACAUAUUUGACAUCAUAAUGAAUGAUUCAUAGCCUACUCAUGUAAUAAUAUUUAAAUAAAAUGGGUUCAAUGUUUCUUCAAAUCUAACUUGCUGUGUUUUUCCUCAUCUAUUAAUUAUUUUUGACUCUUGGGAUCUAGAUUCUGGUUGGAGGCAUUCUUUUAAGAAUCAUAGUCGAGAUUUGUGUUUGAGAGAGAGUGGAUUCCUUUAAUGGAAUUUUUUUUACACAAUUUAGAAUCACUUUACUAUUUUGUUAGGCAAUCAUAUGCAUUCUGUAAAAUAAUUAAUUUACAGAAAUUUUUAAGCUAUGUUUGGUAAAAUAGAAGAAAAUGGUAAACUGAAAAUGCUAGUGUAAAAUUUUUGAAUUCUGGGAUAUUACUUGAAAGGCCCUUUAAUAAAUGAGUUCAAUCUUAUUGAAUUCAACCUUUGAAGUUUUUGAAAUGUAGCAAAUUCAAUGGUUGGAAUUAAUAAAUCUUUGUUUUUAAAUGUGUUUCGGUGAAGCUUUAAUCUCUUCUGUAUGUAGCCUUGCAAAGUGUAACAAUAACUUUCACUUCUAUUUUUCAUGGAUGUUGUACACUAAUUUCGUAUUUUGCAUAAUUAAGAACUGUGCGGUUUUUAGUCUAAAAAAAAUCCUUUUGAAACCAGAAUACUUUUUUUAUUUUUGAUUUGUAAUUUUUCGUAUACAUAUUUUGAAAUUAUGUAAAAAUUAAAAUGUGUCAAAUCUAUUUGAUCCCUGUCAUGCUUAAGUAAAGGCAAUGCUUAUAAAGUAUAUACAUAUAUGUGUAUAUAUAUCUGUUUGUGUGUAUGUAUGUGUAUGUGUGUAUAUAUAUGUGUGUAUUUAUAUAUACACACAUACAUACAUACAUGAUACUAUUUCUGAGGAAUUAAUUAAAUAAUUAAUAGAUAGCAUUUUUAUUGCAUUCAGGUUCAUUGAGAUACUAAAUAAGUUAAAGGAAAAAAAAAAUUUUAAUCUUACAACCACUAACUUUCGUAAAUUUUUAGUUAACAUUCAGUGUGAAUUUACUGUACAAAUGUCCAGUAUUUUUUUAGUUUGUAUGUCUAUGUAAGACUGAUUUAAUAUCAGUGGUUAAUGAAAAUGUUAAAAACUAAUUAUUUUGAUUUUCUUUUUAAAUUUCAAUGGCAGCACAGAUCAUACACAACUAUACAGAAAUUUUGCUUCAAUUGAGGUCCAAUAAUUAUUUAAUUCAAUUCUUUGACUGCCAUAUGACAUCACCAUAAUGUCAUAUCUGCGGUCGUUUUGCUAUUCAAGGGAUUGUUUUCAAAUAUAUUCUAAAUUUAUAUGUUCUAAAUUUCUUGGAUGAAAUUUUUUCAGCUAUUUAGAUUAACUAGAGCUUUCACAGAAAUUGUUUUUAUACAGAAAACCAUUAUAUAAUUUUGUAAAAUGCAUGCAAAUAGCAACCUCAAAUUGUGAAGCUACAAAAAAAAGGCAUUUUUUUAUGGUGAACAUAUUGUUUUAAUGCAAUGAUCUUAAAAAAAAUUAAUAAACCAAUAAAAAAUUAACUUGUGAUGAAUAAUAUAUAUGUUAUAUAAUUUAACAAAAUAUCUAAAACAAUUCAAAUACCUUAGCAUCUGAAAUUGCCUUAAAUUCACACUUUAAUUUUCAUUGAAUCCAAUCUUAAAUGUUUCUGCGAAUUGAAAAGAUUGAAAUCAAUUAUAUCCAAUCGAUAAUUGAUGGUUUUAAAAAGUUUUUAUUUGUGAUUGUUCGUUCAGCGGCUACUUGAAGCUGGUAAUAAAUUUGUCCUGUGCUCAACUCUCAUUCCCAAUGUUUCUCGUGCUGUCAUACUGUGUAUAUUGUAACGCAGAGGGGCGGAACAGUUAUUGAAUAAAUUUACUUUUAAGUAGAUGUGAAAAUAAUUCUAAGAAGUCCAGUUAAAAUGUAACUUGGGGUUUAAGGUCUUACUUCAGCACAAUUUCCAUUAAGUUAUUAAAAUAUGAAGGCAACAUAAUCUCAGAAUUUAGCAUUCACUUGUUUGAGCAAAAAUAGCUGCAAGAGAUAAAAUAGUAUGACUGGAUCCUAAGUUUCAUGGUCUUAUACAAAAUGUUUUCUGGGGAAAUUUUAAAUUUAUCAAACCAAUGGACUGAAUUUAAGUAAUAAUAACCUAACACUAAUUUUAAAAAGAUUACACAUUUAUUAUAGAAAUUCUAAAAUCAGUCUUUACAAAUUAAAGUUAAAAGUCAGAAUAAAAUAUAGUUAUACACAAGCUUGUUAUAACUCAGGCCUAAAGAUGACCUGGCUUGAAAGUUUACAAAAACACUUAAAAAAGUAACUUCUGAAAUUAAUCGCCAAAAAUGUUUGUAGAUGUUUUAAAUUCAGUGUUAAAUGUGAAUUUAGUUGGGCAGUCUGUUGAAGAAGAUUAGUAGAACUUUUGGUGGAUAUAUUUUAUUUACUUCUCACACAGAAACACAAUGUUCUCUGCCAUUACAUAAUGCUCACAAAUAGUACACACAGUUUCCAUAGCAACGCACUCAAAUUUUCUCUGCUAGAAAAGUGAAUGUUUAUUUAUUUUUAUAAUGCCAAAAAAUAGUUAAUCACAUAAAUUACAUCUCGCAAAUAAGUUCCGAAGUCACUUGGCGUCGAUUGUAGACGUCAGGUCCAACGAGUCCUUGUAAUGAUGGCUAAAAAUUUCUAAAGCCCCAUCGUGGACAGCUGUGGUUGCUGAAAUUCUUGUGAAAAGUUCCGAAAAGAGGUUACGGCAGCAAAAUUCACACUUAAUACAUAAUUAUUUUAUGGCGUGAACCACUCCAAACAUGAUCUACUCAGUCCACAUGGUGCAGAGAACUUCUGAGAUGAUACAAAUGUCUCCAUCCUCAUAGGGAGGUGGGAACCAUGUGACCUCACCGACCAAUCACAACACUGCUCUCACAAAGCAACCAAUCACAACACAUUUCACUGCCAAAGUACUUCCAGAAGUCCUUGCAUAUUUCACAGAAUUAUAUAUUUUUUCUUACUGUCUGUCUAUAGUAAUAUGAUAAACACUGUAAGAGAUGCACAAGUUUUAUGUUUCCCAUCAUAAGACUAUGUACAGCACACCAGAAUGUCUCUGUAACCAAUAAACACUGUCUGCACCAGAGUGCCAUACAUGUGUCCUUCCUUUCCCCUAAAUAAAACAUAGUGUUCAAGAAAAAUAAUGAAAGCUUUUAAACAAACACAAGCUAAAUAUACAGGAAUAAAAACCAUAUUGGCAGUAAAUAAAAUACUGAAAACUGCAUUUUUACAAAUAGCACCGUAGCAAACUAAGUGAAAAAUAAAAAUUAGUUAAAACAUAGUUAAACAGCUUUUUUCUAAAUAAAAUCUCCAAACACAAAAAGAAUUACAAGAUUAUUUAUAAUGACAAAAUGCAAAUAUGGAAAAAUAGGUGACUGUGGCCCUGAAGGUAUACAACCAGCUGAUUCGCUGGAAUGACUAAAACCAUAAUAUUAAUUCCUCUCAAAAAGUACUUAUAAAACUGAGGAGGGGGGGGGGGGGCAGGGACCUGAAUUGCUACAAGCUAUGACUUGCAGAUUUUAAAAGUGCUCCAAGACAAUCCAAUAGAGGGAGCCUCACUCCUUUAUCCUAACCAUUAUGACUCAAUAUUUAAAAUUAUCUUAAACCUUAUUUAUUAAUUCUCCUUAGAUGUGACUUUUCAGAACUCAUGAUUUUCAUGAAGAUAAAAUAUUGUCCCUAGCCAUGACUUGAACAUUAAACUUGGGCCUCUCCUGCCCUUGGUGCCUUAACAGCACCACCCCUCCGAGUGAGCGCUGUUGAACCACUCAACCCCACUUAAGGAGCCUCUACCACAUGUUCCAGAUCGUUUCGGCUCCGCUCCGCACCGCCUAAAUUUCAAAACCAAGGUCCGGGCGAGCUUGAGUUGGUCCCCGUUUUGUCUGUGGCACACGAGCGUAGCCCAGGCUACUUACACCAUAGCAUGAUGGCAGCACCAGGCACACAGCUGUGGUAUUGCCACACGUAAAAAUGUGGUUGUGUUAUCACAACAAACACAAGGAACACUUAAAUUUAAAUAAGACGCUACUGAAAAAUUCUGAAGCAUAACAUUAUAUGCCAGUUUUAAUCAUCAUUUUUAUUGCAAAUAAUUUUUUGCAAUAGAUAAACUUUUUACUUUAAAGAAUUUUGUAACACAUAUAAUAAAUAAAUAAAUAAAUAAAUAAUACAUAUAUAAAUAAAUGUGAUUUUUAUUUAGCUAUCAUAAUGCUACUGUUAAAGAAUGCUAUAAACUCUUGAUUGUGCAUGGUCAUGGCUGGUUCAAAUUUGUUUGUAUUUUAAUUCUUAAAAUCACUGUCUUCAACUAUGUAAAUAACUACUAGGUAAAUAAUUGAUAUUUAUAUUAUUUUUUAUAUACAUUGCUCUCAAGUAAAAUAAGUUUGUACGCAUGUGAACUGAAAAAUGUGACAAGAAUUAUUGUAUGAAGCAGCUGCUUCCUUCAUUAUUGGUUUUGUAAAAUAACAUUACUAUUAACAUUUAAUGAAAUUUUAAUUUUUUUGGCAACAAUCCUCUGAAUGCCCAAUUUUUUAAUGUCGGAGUAACAGUGGCACUACGCAUUAUGCAAAGAGGCAGAGUUACAAUGAUUAAGUGUGAAUUAGCCUAAAUAUUACUGUAUUUUUUACAUUUGAACAUGCAUAAUCAGGUGUUUACUAGAAAUUAUUUUCAAAGUGCAUUUUUUUUCAAGUGAAAGGUUUGUCUAGCAUUAUUAAAUCACUCAAAAGUAUUUUUUUUUUUUUUCAUGUUUUCCAGUGGGUUAAAUUUCACAUUUCACGGGUUUAUUUUCAUAAAGAUUUUUUGGAGAGUACCAACAACUCUUAGCUGUAUAUUUUAUUUAUAUAGAGAUUGUAUUAUAACUUACUUGAAUAUCAUUGUACUGUAUAUUUAUUUGUCUUUGGUAUUCCCGUAUAAACUAUCAACAUUGUCACUCUCUUAUCGGGCAUGGCUGUGGUUCUGAACAAGCCGGAUGUAAAGACAUUUUAGUGUAUUAUGUGCUUUGUGAUGUAACUAGUUUGGAACUGAUAUACAUUACAUCAAGGGUAUCCAUGAUGGAACUAAAAACAUUGAUAUAAAUUUAAAAUAUGGGCCUUGGAAAUAUUUGUUUGAGCUUAAUGUGUUUUUUUUAUUUCUUGUAAAAUAAAUUACUUUGGCGAAAGGUUUUUUUUUGUAAUUUUAAGGAAAUCUUUGCUUGCAAAAUUCCUAAUGGCUUGUUGAUGAAAUGUGUACUUAAAUGCUUUCCACGCCCAAGGUUUGGUAAAUAAAUGCUAACUAUCUGACAGGAAUGUUUAAAAUACUAACACAUGAUUAUUAUUCACAUGCUAUAAUUUUAUAUGCCCAGGUAAUGUGAUUAUUAAUUAAAUACAGCACUAUACUAAUGACCACACCUUGGUUGUGGGAGAUGUAAAAAUAUCAUAGAAUCAUUAUAAGCAUAUUUAUCCAUGUACUGAAGUUAACAAAAACAAAGCUCGUAGUCUGUCAGUCAUCAGAGGUCCUGCCCAGGACAGUUCAAGAGGUGCCUGUGCUGCUUGUAAUGUUGGUGGAAUCAGGACAGCCACUUCUGUCUAUACGUUAAAUUUGCAGGGAGUCAUCAUUGCUGUGAAGUAAUGUCUGUGAGCAACCUUUGUUUGCUGGGGUUCUGGUUUCCCCCACUGAGUACUACAUCUGAGUGUGUAAAAUAGAACUCAAAAUGGUGCAGUUUUUGAAAAUCAUGUUAUCCUUUUCCUCCUGGCUCAUUACCUUGGCAGAGUGCCUCCCGCCUUGGAGUUGUUAGUUUCAGUGCAGCGCACCAGUGCUGGCAAACCAGAACUUGCACAUCGGGACAGGAACUUAACUACACAUUUUCAGUCCAAUUGUAUGGGUUUUUUAGAGUCUUAGCAGGUUGUAGCAAACCUUAAUAUUUUAAUAAGGAAAAAUCAAAAUCAUGUUUGAAGCUACAAUUAUUGUGUUCAAGUUUACUUAUAAAGUUAUAAUUUAUAUGUAGAACAAUGGAAAUGUUUGCUUGCAAAAGAUCUUAUUGGUUAUGACAACUUAUUUAGUAGAGAUGAUUUUUUUACAUGAUUUAGAGAUUAGAGAACAUCUAUACAGUGUUGUGGGACUUGUUUUUCUGUUUUGAAUGUCGUUUUGCUCUGCUCUCAAGAUGAAGAUUAUUGUAGCCAGACGUCACCAGUGGCCACACAAAGGACAAAUGCGUCCUCAGAAAAUAUUAGUGUUCUUUGACUCGAUUGAAAUGUUCAUCAAACAACAAAUUUUUUAACUGAAAGCGUUCUUGUAAAAAAUAAUAUAAUCUUUCUCAAACAACUUACACCAGAAAAAAUGUGCAUAGUUUAUUUUUUAUUAUGUGAAUAAAAUAUAUUAGCAAUAAAAUUUGUUACAAAUUA
Messenger RNA from Bacillus rossius redtenbacheri, 29280 nucleotides. RefSeq names its product protein pygopus-like. Bases 769 to 2223 code for a protein of 484 amino acids. NCBI's taxonomy places the organism in Eukaryota, Metazoa, Arthropoda, Insecta, Phasmatodea, Bacillidae. The transcript is spliced from 6 exons. The record is from RefSeq and is a predicted model, not a curated record.